CUAUGGUGACCGUAUGUAAAAAAAAAAAACAAAAAAAAACCUAUAAAUGAUAAUAUAAAAAAAUUUAAGUUUUGGCCAAGAUUUAUGAAAAAAGAUAUUAGUUAUUUGCAAAAUUUUAUAAGAUAAACUUUUUUUUUUCAAAAUGUUUGGACUUUUUCAUGUAUAUAGCGAAAAAAAAAAAUCCCAGUUGCUGAAUAAAUACCACCAAAAUAAAGUUUUAUCUGUCUCAAAAAAUGCUAAAAAAUUCAUAUGGGUACAGUGUUGCAUGACCGCGCAAUUGUCAUUCAAAGUGUAACAGCGCUGAAAGCUGAAAAUUUGCCUGAACAGGAAGGGGGUGAAAGUGUCCAGACUUAAAGUG
This is a messenger RNA of Staurois parvus, 358 nucleotides long. The record is from the annotation of a GenBank genome assembly. NCBI's taxonomy places the organism in Eukaryota, Metazoa, Chordata, Amphibia, Anura, Ranidae.